AUGCGUUCAAAAUUCCGCUCAAUUUAUGCGGAUCUCUAUGUGAAGGGCUCACAUCGAUCUCGAUAUGUCCCUCGAUUAGAUCGACCCUGGCGUCCUCGUGUUUUAGCGUGGGCAGGUCCUACUGCUUUCAAUCGAAACAGAUUCUAUGAAAUGGACCAUUGGUAUAAGGCCAGGAUCGAUAAGCCGGCUAUCAUUCCAAAGCUACACAUUAUCGAUCCAGAUAAGUAUUUGCACUCAUUAGAGGAACGACUGGGAAAUGUUGAGCAACCAAAAACCAAUAUUGGUUUUAAAGAGCGACAGAAAGAUGAUUUGAAGCAAGUUUUACCUAAAGAAGAUUUGGAAAAGUUAGCAAGGAAUUUGAAACUGCAGAUUGAUAUAAAGCAAUUAGAUCAUCGUUCGCUGGAUAUUUUCCAUCAUUAUGGUAUUUUCAAUGAUUUAUUUAAUGCGCCCGUCUUUUUCAACAUCGUACAACAGAUGACUCUAUCGUAUGGAGCGAAUGAAGUUUAUCACGGCAACGUUCUGUAUGCCGCUGAUACAAUGAGUGAACCGAGCGUAAUGAUUGAAUCAACUGGUAGCGGUUAUACGACAUUGUUAGCAUUGAAUAUUGAUGGUAAUCCAUAUUCAAAUGAACAGUUAUUACACUGGUUCGUUGCAAAUAUUAAAGAUGGUGAAACUAUUUCAACGGCUGAUCAGAUUGUACCUUAUUUGCAAGCUGUUCCAUUCAAAGGAACCGGCUUCCAUCGAUUCGUUUUCGUUCUUUUCCAUCAUCAGCAAUCGAUCGACUUCGGUGAUUAUCGACUUAAAAGUAUGCAACACUUCUACAAAAAGAACGAAACUUCAUUGACACCGUCUUCAAUCGCUUUCUCACAAGUUUUGUGGGAUCUUUCAGUCAAUAAAUUGUUUCACUCCUUAGGUAUGAAAGCGCCUAUAUAUGAAUACGAGUACCGACCACCGCUGAAAAUGAUGCAGAAAGAAUUUCCCAAUAAAGCACAACCGUUCGAUUUGUAUUUGGAUCAAUUUCGUGAUCCCACUGAAGUGGAAUCCGAGUUGCUGAAACGACGUUUACGUAUGAGCAGGAUUGCACAACGGCCACAACAACCCAAGUAUCCAGAUAUGAAUUAUUCUGAGAACAAAAAGAAAUUACCUGCGUGGCAACACGCACGACUGAUCAAAGAGAAUAGUGGAACUGGCAAAAAUUUUGCACUGUGGAAUAAUCCGAUCGAUUAA
Molecule: messenger RNA, 1227 nt
Organism: Anisakis simplex (herring worm)
Lineage: Eukaryota; Metazoa; Nematoda; Chromadorea; Rhabditida; Anisakidae
Source: the annotation of a GenBank genome assembly